AGAUCAUACUCCUAAACCAUAUCAUCACCAAGAAAAGGUGUUAGUACUAUAAAAUAGUGAAUUUAUUAAUUUUUCUUGUCUAAUUUUCCUGCUUUUUUCUUCCUACUUUCCUCUGUUUUCUACUCAGUCCAAUCCCUCUUUCUCAAUUCAAUAAGUUUGCUUAAUAGUCAUCUCUCUCUAUCAUUCUUGAAACUGUAUUGACAAUGAAUUCUGCAUUCCCACUUUAAAACUUUCACUGUUAUUCUGUCUUUUCCUAGCUUGCCUUACCCUAUAUGGAGUUUCUCAGUCCUCCACUUUGGGUUCUCUCCACCCUCACCAUUAGCUUUUCCUCAUCUUAAAUACAGCUACAAGAAACCUUGGCGGUGUGAAACCCAACAUAAAGAUUGAAUUUUGAGUGAGAAAGAUGCAAUCUUUUUGAAAUUUGAUUGUAGUUGGAGGGUUUUUUUGUUGGCUGCAAGAUUUUUUGAAGAAAUUCAUCUGGGGUUUGCAGAGGUGGGACAGAGAGAAUGAUUCUUGGAUUAGUCGGACAGUAGUGUCAGUGCAUAAAAAACAAAACAAACGAAAAACUGAUUUGAAAUAGUGGAAGAAGGGAUAACAAUGAUAUCUUCAGGCAUAAAUUUGGUGAUGACAGUGAUUGGAUUCACAGUCAGUACCAUGUUUAUAGUGUUUGUGUGCACGAGGUUACUUUGUGCAAGAAUUCAGCUGAAUGCUUCAAGAAGGUCUUUUGCCAGAGCUUCUGGAUCUGAUUUCAGCAUUUUGGAAAGGGGACUUCAUGGAAUCAAGCCGCUCGUGGUAGCCAAUUUUCCCACGAGAAAGUACCAAGACCUGUGCUUGACAUCAAAAGAAAAUGCUCAGUGCUCGAUAUGUUUGUCCGAGUAUCACGGAGAGGACUCGCUCCGUUUCCUACCCCUCUGCGGCCACUCCUUCCACGCAGCGUGCAUCGACAUAUGGCUGCAGCAGCACUCCACGUGCCCGGUGUGCAGAGUCUCGCUCCGUGAGCUUCCCGAGAAAAAGUGGUUCAUGCAGCCGAUGUUCAGCUCAGCUGUCCGGUCUCAGCAGCCUGUCAACGCGCACUACUGUCAUUGCAUGGCAAAUAACGGCCCGAGACCCGAGUCUCUGUCCCAUAACAACCUCUCGGUGCACCCCUCCGUUCAGGACCACCGUUGUCGGCCAGAGGCGGAUGCAGUCCACUUCGGAGACGCCAAAGAGUCGGGAAAUGUGAAAACCGGGACCCCGUCCGAUCGGUGAGUCGAGCAUUCGGAGAAGUUGAUGCUUUGUUUUUAUAUGUCUAUGCAUAUUGUUGUUGAUUUUAGGCUUCUUGUGAAUAUGGAAUUAGUGGUAUUCUUCCUCUCUAUCUUUCUCUUUAUAGAUUUAUUUGAUUUUGUAUUUGUGAUUUUAGGAAGGCAGUUUUGUUAGUUUAGUUAGAAACAAAUGUCUACUAAUAUAGCUAUAGUUAUGAACUUGAAGCCAAUGUUUGAUGUUUCCUUAA
Molecule: messenger RNA, 1489 nt
Organism: Salvia splendens (bonfire salvia)
Lineage: Eukaryota; Viridiplantae; Streptophyta; Magnoliopsida; Lamiales; Lamiaceae
Product: RING-H2 finger protein ATL58
Exons: 3
Coding region: 598-1248 (216 amino acids)
Source: RefSeq, a predicted model, not a curated record